This is a messenger RNA of Perca flavescens (yellow perch), 1740 nucleotides long. It is a transcript of the gene ndnfl, whose product is annotated as neuron-derived neurotrophic factor, like. The coding region runs from base 1 to 1740 and encodes 579 amino acids. Gene Ontology annotation, molecular function: heparin binding; protein binding. The transcript has 4 exons. NCBI's taxonomy places the organism in Eukaryota, Metazoa, Chordata, Actinopteri, Perciformes, Percidae. The record is from RefSeq and is a predicted model, not a curated record.
AUGCGUUCUCAGAGCCUGGGAGAUAUCCAAGACGUGGCGACUGAGGAAAGUCAAAGAGUCCACUCCGCCCUGGCACCUGAGAAUGAGGUGCCACUUCGCCCAACUACAUGGUUCCCAGAAGGAAAGAUCACCUCUGUAACUCUCCCCAAAGGACGGACUCGCAGGCUAUACUUCACACUAAAGAAGAAGGCUCCGGCGAUGUCGGUGACUGUCAGCCCCUGUGACCUCCCCAUCGAAUGGAGCUUGUCAGCCCGCACCCUGAAGGACAAACCCCUCAAGAGCCUGCAGUGGAGCACCAAAAAGAGUAUGCCCGAGGUGUGGUGGCGAGGUCCUGGGAUUGAAGAAAAAAUGCACAGCUUCACAGGCAAUGCAGUUGACACCUACAGGGGUCCUUCACAUCCCCAGGCUUCCAUCUACAUCCUGAGGCUGCGCUCCAAACAGCAGAACAGCAGAGCUACAGUGUACCUCCAUGAAGGCCUGGGCCCCUCAGGCGCCUUCCCUCUGCUCCCAGCUGACCCUCGAGUUCACACAUUAGGCGUAGGCAUGACCAGUGUCACCCUCAGCUGGGCUCCCAGUGCCUCGAUAACCAGUCUCCCACAGACGCAGCAAAGCUAUGACUACUGUGUCCUCGUCAACUCUCAGCAAAACUUGCCCAGCGUUUGUGCUGCACAAGAAAGCAUAGGGAAAAAGAAAGACCAGAAACAAGAAAAGAAGGAAAGGAGGAGAAGAGUGACAGUGUGGCCAAUUUUGAAAGAGUGGUGGUGGCAGCAGUGGGACUCUUAUCCUGAACCCCAGAGUCCACCUUCGUCCCUUGCUGAUGAUAAUGCUGAUCUCCAGUGUGUGUGUCAGGGGACAGAGAGUGUUUGCACCGUCUCUGAGCUCCUGCCUGACACCCAGUAUUACUUCGACGUCUUUGUAAUCGACAGGCUGAACGGGACCAGCAUGGCGUACAAGGGGACAUUUGCUCGAACGCACGAGGAGGCUCGGCCGGAGAUUAUCACGCUAAGAGAAGGGGAGCUGAGGUGGGUGACCUUCCGUGGCAGAGGCUCUAACUCAGAGCAGUUCUUCAGUUUCCGUCCUCGGGGCUGGCAGCAGAGUGGCCUCCUCACCUUGCAGAGCUGCGGUGGAGGUGAAAAGGUUAAGGUCACCGUGUCCAGUAAAGGUCAGGUUUUGACCUCCCAGGCAGUGGGGGGAGAUUUAGUGCACAUUUGGCUCCAGGGAAGUUCGUCCUAUCUCAUCCACUUGGAGAGAGAAGGAACUACUACAGGCCAGAUUUCUGCUGCUGCAGACCCAGCUCUACCAGGAGGUCUGACGGCUUCAGUCAAAAUGCAGACCUCCUCAGCCUACCACCGCAGAGGGGUCCCAUCUCUGCCCUCAACCUUGCAGAUAAAAUCCUUCAACCGGCUGCGUGGUUGCAACAGUGUCACCCUGGCGUGGAUGGGCACAGAGGAAAGAAGCCUGUACUGCGUGUACCGCAGAAAGCUGGGAGACCGUGAAGCAGAGGCAGGGGGAGCAUCAGCUCUAACUGCACCCUGUCUGGGGCCAGAGUCCCGCUCUGACACCGAGAGGGUUCUCUGCAAGUAUUUCCAGGAGCUGAAUCCUCGGCGGGCCGUCACUACAGCUGUGAUCGGGGGCCUGAAACCAGGGAUGGCCUACGUGUUUGAUGUCUAUCUAAUGAGACGCUGGGGGAUCCCUAUCAAGUAUGCCAGCAAGAUGGUGAAGACCAGAAAGGAAUGCUGA